Molecule: messenger RNA, 1824 nt
Organism: Tetranychus urticae (two-spotted spider mite)
Lineage: Eukaryota; Metazoa; Arthropoda; Arachnida; Trombidiformes; Tetranychidae
Product: glomulin
Cellular component (GO): cytoplasm
Molecular function (GO): ubiquitin-protein transferase inhibitor activity
Source: RefSeq, a predicted model, not a curated record
AGCGCGAGUUUAGUAAUGAAAUGUCUUUUUCUAAUGCUUAAUAAGCAGUGCUUAUAGAGUUGUCAACACCUGAUUGAUUGUAACACAUUUUGUUUUCAUCGUUCUUUUGAUCCAACAUGACUCAAAUCGGUUCUUCUAAAAGUCCAUUGGAAUAUUUAACUGAUGUAGUCGAGUAUCGUUGUGAUCAUAAAAAACCAGACUAUGAAAAUGUCGAGCUGAUUCGUAAAAAUAUUUCAUUGGUGAAACAGCAAUUAAUCAAUUCAAAUUUAUCAGUAAUUGAACGUGAAAAGUUAAUUGUCAUCUUAUUGGGCCUGCUUUACCAUCCGUUUUUGAAACUUGAUUUGAGACCAAUUAAACAACAUGUAGAUCUAUCUGAUGAAGAAUCUAUACUUGAAGGUGAAGAUGAUGAUUUCGAAUCUAAUGUCAACCUACUGACUGUCCACUCUAUCAUCCAGAUGAUUGCUGGCUUGAACAAAAACUUAUAUACUCUGAUCGAUUCUAUCCCUUCAUUGAUGAAAACCCGAGAGAGGAUGUUUCUGGAGAUGGAUUUAUCUUACAAAACUAUGCUAUAUUCAAUUAGUGUCAUCUCAUAUGUUGGUUAUGGAUUGGAGAAAACGAUUCCUGAUAAUUGUCAUUUUUACCCGAACGUUUUUUCAGGUCAAUAUAUUCUUAUUCGUCAUCUUCCGAUCCUACAUCUUCUCUUGUCCCGGAAAGAUGAUUAUGCAAAUGAAAAAGGACUUGUUUUGAGCAGUAAAUUAUUCAAGAGGAUAAAUCCUGGGUCAUUGGAUGUGGCUGUUCUUGACUUACUCGGUGCAUCACCAAUUGAUAGUGCAUUGAUGAAAAUAAUGAAAUACAGCUGUGAUCGAAAUGCAAGGUCAAAUGCAUUUGAAGCAUUCAAAUUAUUGAUUAACUGUUUCAAAUUACCUGCCCGGUGUCAAUUUCUACUUAAGAUUCUUGCCAAUCCUGCUCAAGAACAAGGAGCUCAAAGAUUGGUUUUGACAAUUUAUAAAGAUCUUUUUGUUUACGAAAAAGAUUGGAAACCAUUAAUUGGCAACACUAUGCUUCAAAUCAUUCGUAAAUCCUUUGAAUUAAGCUUACCAAAUGGUGUAAACACUGAUCUGGCAGAGAAUUAUGAUUCAAUAUGCACUAUUCUUAAUUUUAUAAGAUAUCUUUUAUUGAGAGAUAAAUAUGAUCGCAACGAGACCAAGAUAUGGAACAUAAUUGAUUCACUGAGAAAAGACAGCAUUGAUUUAAUUUGGCAAGCAGUACAAAUCUCAAGAGACAUUUAUAAGGCAAGGUUACAUGAGCUGGAGCAACCAGAGUCCCGAAGUAAAGAGGAUCGAAACUGUAAUGAUGUUUUCAAAGUUGAAAUUUUUAAUGAUGAUGAAACGGAGGUAACUCCACAGCUUACAGAAGAACAGGAAAAAGAAUCUCUGACGUGUGGACUGAUCAAUUUUGAAUUGCUUGAAAGUCUUAUCCGACGAAUUGAUGAUAUUAUUGCUGAAGCAAGGUAGAGUUGUCAAAUCACUUCAAUGUAAGUUAACUUUGGAUCGGAUCCUUUUGUGGCAGAUUUUCAAUUAAUGUCGGAGAUUUCCCCUUCUUCACAUAGUACUGUUCAAAUCUCAUACCAAAAAUUUUUAUCAACUCCGGGAUUAUUUCGAUGAAUUUAAACUGGCACUUAAAUUUUGCAUACACCGAUGAGGUGUAAAAGAUUCAUCCUUAUCGAAUGGAGCAUUUUGUUAAAGAGAUCUAAAAAAUGUUUAGCUAUUUUCUUAUGUUUAUAAAAAAAUGUUAAUAAAAAGUUGUAUCCUCUGUUUCCACAAA